Molecule: messenger RNA, 1592 nt
Organism: Quercus lobata
Lineage: Eukaryota; Viridiplantae; Streptophyta; Magnoliopsida; Fagales; Fagaceae
Exons: 2
Coding region: 139-1488 (449 amino acids)
Molecular function (GO): zinc ion binding; nucleic acid binding
Source: RefSeq, a predicted model, not a curated record
CACACAAAACUUAAAUUUUCACUUCAAAACUUUCUCCGAGGCAGAGCCAAAAAAGGAAAAAAAAGAAAAGAAAAAAAGCACACACUUGUUUAUUGUUUCAGCAUAUAUCAGUCAAAAACUUUGGGUUGUGUAGUGUAGAUGGAGUUCAGGUACAGAGCAAUCGAUGAAAGAGCCCCCAAUACUCAGAUUCCUCCUUCUUCUUCUUCUUCUUCAACCACUCUGCCUCUGCCUCUGUCUCGUCCUUUGCAGCACCUUACUGCUAUCAAUGGCAGUGUAAAUGAUACCCUAAUGACCCAAAACGCUCUGUCUCUGACUCUGAACAAUGGCAACGACAUAGCUUUGGCUCGGCGGCGUCUCGAGCUCAAAGCAGAGGUGGAGAGACAGAUGAUGGUAGAGAUGGAACAGAGCAAGAUGUCUUUGCUGAGUCAACACCAGUAUUCUUCGUCACCAUUUGGAUUUUCCCAAGAUUUUUACAUCAACUACAUGGGCAUGAAUCCCUUCUUGAUGAUGAAUCAUCAGCAGCAGCAGCUUCAGCUGCAGCAGCAACACCACCGCAGCAGCCCUGCCGAGGUCUUUGGUAAUGUGGCGGCGAUUCAGCAGCUGACGACUCCGCCCGUUACUCAGUCUUUGUCUGAGGAUUUAAAGGAACCAGUAGUGGAGGACACGGUUAUGCAGACAAAGAAUGUCAACUUUGUGGAAAAGAGGAAAGCUGAAACACCAGUGGUGGCAGAUGGUAAUGACUCUAAUGAGGCCCCUUCACAUAGUGCUGUUAAGAAAAGUCGAAUCGAAUGGAGCUGCGAUCUCUGUCAAGUAAUAACCACAAGCCAACAAACCCUGGAGGAUCACCUGAAAGGGAAGAAACACAAGAACAAGGUGGCAUCAUUGAAUGCUAAUAAGUUACCAAAGGAUGAGAGUACUAAUGAUGAUGAAGGUAAGAAACACAAGAACAAGGUGGCAUCAUUGAAUGCUAAUAAGAGACCAGAGGAUGAGAGUGCUAAUGAUGAUGAAGUUAAGAAAAGCAAAUUCUGGUGCCAAGUGUGCAGGUUAAGGACUAACAGUGAAGCUAUGCUGAAAAGUCAUUGCAUUGGGAAGAAACACCAGGCCAAGGAGGCAUUGUUAAAUGCCAGUAAGACAAUAGAGGAGAGUAAUGGUGAUGAAGAGAAGAAACACGAGGACAAGUUGGCAUUAGUAAAUGGUGGCAAGAUACUAGAGGAGGAGGAGAGUAACAAUGAAGGGAAGGCCAAUUUGGCAUUGUUAAGUCCAAGCAAGACUUCAGAUGAGAGUGACGAUGAAAGCCAGAAGCAUCACUUCUGGUGCCAAAUGUGCAAGGUCGGCACUACCAGUGAAGCAUUGAUGACAGAACAUCGUCAUGGGAAUGAACAUAUGAACUUGCUGCGAAAAAAAAGAGGGGCUAUCAUUGUCAUAUCCAUGAUGCCAGAGGAUGUCCAAGAAGUUCAAAAAACAGCUGCCAAAAACUUAUUCAAAUAGAGAACAUACUGGAUUAUCAAAAAAAAAAAAAAAAUAGAGAACGUACUCAUGAAAAUACAGAAGUGGGAGAUGAACACAGAUUGCAGAAGAUUCUAUUUCUUUUA